Molecule: messenger RNA, 432 nt
Organism: Homalodisca vitripennis (glassy-winged sharpshooter)
Lineage: Eukaryota; Metazoa; Arthropoda; Insecta; Hemiptera; Cicadellidae
Exons: 1
Coding region: 1-432 (143 amino acids)
Source: RefSeq, a predicted model, not a curated record
AUGGUUUCCCUUGAGACAACCAUACGUGACGCAUUCCUUGAGCGAAAGCAAGUAGUCGCUGUCUUUUUUAACCUGGAAAAGGCAUAUGACACAUCGUGGCGGAGAGGCAUCAUUAACACUUUUCAGGCAUGGGGAGUAAGUGGUAAUAUGCUGGCUUUCAUUCAGGGAUUCAUGUCUGACCGUACAAUUCAGGUUAGACUAGUGACAAACCUAUCAAGCACAACCAAUCUGGAGAACGGAGUACCACAGGGAAGCGUUUUGAGCUGCACGUUAUUCGCCGUCGCCAUAAACGGCAUAACGGCUUGUGUUAGCCGUCCUGUGCGCUGUUCUUUGUUUGUGGACGACUUCGCCGUUUACGUCUCUGCAAGAAGACUUGCUACGGCGGAGCGUUUCCCUGCAGCUAACCAUAAGGCGACUGGAGGAUUAGAGUAG